This is a messenger RNA of Plasmodium vivax (malaria parasite P. vivax), 684 nucleotides long. RefSeq lists its product as hypothetical. Bases 1 to 684 code for a protein of 227 amino acids. The record is from RefSeq and is a predicted model, not a curated record. The transcript is spliced from 2 exons. NCBI's taxonomy places the organism in Eukaryota, Apicomplexa, Aconoidasida, Haemosporida, Plasmodiidae.
AUGAAGGGAAAGCUGUACCCCAAGAACAAAGACAAGGAGCAUGAGAGGUACGGAGGAGGGGGGGGCUCCCAAAACAUGAGCGCCCUCAAGAGGCUCUCCUCCAAAGUCCUCGGGGAUUCAGUUAGUAAUUUUGAUUUAAGUAAAACCCUAGACAAAAUAGACGAGCAUGUGAAGCAGUAUCCCUUUCUAGACGAUUUGGGAAAGAAAUAUGGCAUCAAGCCGUCCUACGUCAUUGUGGGAGUUUCUGGGUUCCUCUUCCUCUCGCUCAUCUUCGGCUGGGGGGCGGCCCUCAUUUGCAACGUCGUCGGCUUUGCCUACCCAGCGUACCAAUCGUUCAAGGCGGUGGAGUCCCAAAGAAAAGACGAAACGAAGCUGUGGCUGACCUACUGGGUGGUCUACUCGCUGUUUUUUUUUUUCGAGUACCUAAUCGACAUAAUCCUAUUUUGGGUCCCCUUUUACUACCUGUUGAAGCUCCUCUUCCUCCUCUACCUGUACAUGCCGCAAGUCAGGGGCGCCGAAACGGUAUACAAUUUAGUCGUUCGGCCCAUCCUGCUGAAGCACGAGAAGACCAUAGACGACACGGUGCAGAAGAUUAGCCAGACGGCCACCAGCCACCUCACGCAGAUCACCGGCAACCUCACGGAGAAGCUCGUGCAGGACGGCGUUCGCCGCAGGAAUGUCUGA